Molecule: messenger RNA, 365 nt
Organism: Stegodyphus dumicola
Lineage: Eukaryota; Metazoa; Arthropoda; Arachnida; Araneae; Eresidae
Product: limbic system-associated membrane protein-like
Cellular component (GO): neuron projection
Source: RefSeq, a predicted model, not a curated record
GGUUGUUUGGAGGAUGGUGAAUAACAAAAAUUUCCUAUCCAUGGGUGCUCAUACAGUCGAAAAGGACGAUCGAAUACAAGUAGCGUCAGUCAACUCUACCUCCUGGUAUCUUCACAUAAAGAAUGUGACGCAAAAUGAUUCCGGAUAUUACGCAUGUCAGAUCAGCACCAGUCCGGUAAAGAGCCAAGCAGGAUACCUUGAUGUUGUUGAGCCUCCUGAAUUCGUGACCAACAUGACCGACAGAAACGUGACUGUGAUGGAGAAUUCGAAUACGACUCUUUUCUGCAAAGCUACCGGAAAUCCGCCACCAGUCAUUAAAUGGAAAAGAGAAGACGAACAGCCUUUUCUCGUAGGACACGAUCUAA